UUCAUUUGAAUGGAUCAAUUUAUUACGGUACUUGUCUAGUACAUUUGUCAACAUGUGGAAGUGUCUAGAGCUUGUAUUUUGUAUAUACGGAAACCUUGUCUAUGCAGAUGAUGCUUGGCGUCAUGUGAAUAUAACUCAGGGUCAAGUGCGAGGCCGCAUGGUGCCUGAUGGUGGUGUUUAUGCAUUUUACAAUAUUCCAUAUGCCACUGCUCCGACAGGUUCCAAUAGAUACAAGGCUCCUCUCCCUCCGCCAGUAUGGUUGACGCCAUUCGUAGCUGAAGAUCGUAAGAUAAUCUGUCCGCAAUCUUGGCCAGAACCAAUGAAUAUUCAAGAAGACUGCCUGGUGGCCAAUGUGUAUGUUCCAGACACUGAGGAGACUAAUCUACCCGUGUUAGUAAACAUACAUGGCGGCGGGUACCAAACAGGAUUCGGAACACUUUCAGAAUUUAACGCUUUGGUGAAAACCAAAAAGUUAAUAGUUGUUACAUUUAACUACAGAUUAGGUGUUCAUGGUUUCCUGUGUCUUGGUACUGAGUCUGCCCCUGGUAAUGCCGGAUUGAAGGAUAUGGUAGCGCUACUACGUUGGGUAAACACCAAUAUUGCCAGUUUUGGCGGUAACCCUGAUGAUGUGACUCUGGCCGCCUGCAGUGCCGGAUCUGGUGCAGUGGACUUCCUUACUCUUUCAAGUAUUACAAAAGGAUUGUUCAAAAAAGCUAUCAUGGAAAGUGGUGUCAGUAUUGGUGGUGUCGGAGCACAAAUCGAUCCAAUCCAAAAUGCGAAAGACUUUGCACAAGUACUGAAUUUUAACUAUGAUAAUGAUUUGAACAGUUUAGAAGAAUUUUAUAAAACUGUUUCAUUUGAGCAAUUGGUCUCUCGGCUUGAUGCUAUAGUAAACAAUGAAGGAGUCACUGUACGAUUUGGUCCAUGUGUAGAAAAAGAUAUUGGACAAGAAAGAGUCGUAUCAGAUGUCCCUAUGGAUAUUAUGAAAACAGGGAACUAUUCUAAGAUACCGUUGAUGUUCGGUUUCACCGACAUGGAUGGUGCUUUAAGACUUUCUGUGUUUGAUGCUUGGAAAGACCGAAUGAAUGAGAAAUUUUCCGAUUUUUUACCAACAGAAUUACAUUUUGAUAGUGAAGAAGUUAAAGAACAAGUUGCCGAUAAGGUUAAAACGUUUUAUUUCGGUGACGAGUCUGUGGGCGAUCACAGUAUUGUGCCCUUUAUAAAUUACAACACGGACGUGUUAUUUGCGUACCCAAUGUUAAAAGCUUUAUCAACACGUAUAGAAGCUCUCGAUGAUACAAUAUAUCUAUUUGAAUAUUCGUUUGUGGAUGAAGAUACUCCUAGUUUCCCGCAUACGGACGUACUUGGAGCUGAUCAUUGCUUCCAGUACAUAGCAGUUAUGGAUGAAGAUGUAACUAACCGAACGGAAGAGUAUAAGCAGAUUAAACAAAUUGUUAGAGACAAUUGGGUUAAUUUCGUUUUGACUGGUGCACCGUUACCUAAAGAUCUGGUCUCGCAAUGGCCACCUGCGGAUAUACAAAGAUCUCCUUACAUGUCAUUGGGUCGAGACAUAGUACUAAGAGAAGGCAGUCCUAUUGCAGAGAGAGCAGCUUUCUGGGACAAAAUCUAUGAAGAACAUUACCGCGGUCCUAUUGUAGACAGGGAUACUCCUACUCCUGAGAGCAGCGCCCCAUCAUUGUUGAUCUCUAAUGUUAUGAUGCUUAUAGCAAUUUAUUUAUUUCUUCUUUUCAAUAGACACUAAGUAUAACACGUUUAUGAUGUUGUAUUGAUAGUCAUUUAGAGGUGGGGGUGGGGAUUUUGCCAGUUCUCUCUGUUUCUAUUCAUUAGACGAUUAACCUACUUAAUCCCUGUUGCCACAGAAAAACGAAGCUAUAGGUUCUGCGAGCUCUAUGAUUCUCAUUUCUUUUUUGCAAAUUAUGAUUAUAAAAGUAAAAACGCUAUGCAUUCUACUAUGAAUUUACUUGGGCACCACAAUACGACUAUAUGUGUGCUUUUCCACCAGAUAGGUGCUAUGCUACGCUGCUGUGGACGUGUUUGGUAUCCACCAAUCAUUGGUACACAGCUUAGCAUUGGUGAAAACGGAUUUAACUAAGAUAUGUUUUUUAUUUGAAAAGGUGCGUGCUAUGGAUGGUUUCUCUACUACGAUACAUCGCAUACUUGAGCUGCGUAUCUUCAUAGCACAUCUUACUCGUACCGCUACAUAGCUUAGUAUCACAGCUUAGCUAUU
Molecule: messenger RNA, 2248 nt
Organism: Spodoptera frugiperda (fall armyworm)
Lineage: Eukaryota; Metazoa; Arthropoda; Insecta; Lepidoptera; Noctuidae
Product: para-nitrobenzyl esterase-like
Exons: 3
Coding region: 53-1762 (569 amino acids)
Source: RefSeq, a predicted model, not a curated record